AUGUCUGGGUCUGGAGGCUCGGAGGUGAGAACUCCAAUUUUCUCUGGUGAAAACUACGAGUUCUGGAGGAUUAAGAUGACAACGAUUUUCAAAUCGCUUGGGCUAUGGAGUCUGGUAGAAAAGGGGAUUCCAACUCCUGAUUCGAAGAAGAAGAAAACGGCUGAAGAGGCAUCAGACGAAGAACCUGAUGCAGAGAUGAUCGCUGUGCUCAUGAGGGACGCGAAGGCUCUGGGCAUCAUCCAAAACGCAGUUUCUGACCAGAUCUUCCCUCGGAUUGCCAACGCUGACUCAGCCAAGAUGGCGUGGAAUUUGCUUCAUGGUGAAUAUCACGGUGGUGAUCAAGUCAGGUCAGUGAAACUUCAGAAUCUCAUACGAGAAUUUGAGUAUAUGAGAAUGCGUGAAGGUGAACAAUUAACUGCAUACCUUACUCGAUUAAAUGAACUGAUAAAUCAAAUAAAAACGUUUGGAGAAGUGUUAUCAAACGAGAGGCUGGUUCAAAAGGUGUUAAUCAGUCUUAGUAGAGUAUAUGAUCCUAUCUGCUUGGUGAUUGAAAAUACAAAGAGUUUGGAGACUAUUGAACUGCAGGAGGUUAUUGCAAUAUUGAAGAGUCAAGAGCAGCGGUUUGAUAUGCAUAAUGUAGAUAUAGCUGAGAAGGCAUUUGGUUCUUUCUCAGUUGAAACAAAAGGGCAGAAUAAGAACGGCUUUCAAACUGGUUCUGCUAAGUCUCAGAAAAAUUGGAAUUGA
This is a messenger RNA of Prunus mume (Japanese apricot), 744 nucleotides long. The record is from RefSeq and is a predicted model, not a curated record. Lineage: Eukaryota; Viridiplantae; Streptophyta; Magnoliopsida; Rosales; Rosaceae.